CCAAAAAACCCUCGACAGAAAGCUAGAUCUCCUUGCAGAGUGGGUGAAAAAGAGCAGUCACUGUAUGUUCACCGGCGCUUAAAUUGUACAAGCACAGGAAUACCGGAUUAUCGAAGUGGUUUAAAUACUGUACUAAAAACGGGGCCUGGGGACUGGGAAUUAAAAGAUAAAGGAAUAGCUGGUAAAAACGCGACCACGGCUGUUUUAACCGCCGUCCCGUCUAUGACACACAUAAGUAUUGUGAAGCUCCAAGAAGCCGGUUACGUAUCGUUUGUUGUUAGUCAAAAUGUGGAUGGUCUACUUAGAAGCGGUCUCAAUCCAAACUUUCUUGAAGAGCUUCACGGAAACACAAACUUAGAGAGAUGUGUGCGAUGCGGUCAGGAACAUUUGCGCGAUUACCGUACCCGAAAGGCGGAAAAAGUAACUGACCAUCUUACAGGGCGAAGGUGCGAAGUCGACAAAUGUGAUGGUUUUCUUGUGGAUUCGAUUGUAAAUUUUGGAGAACGCCUUCUUGAACGCUAUCUCGAACUGGCUUCAGAUCACGCUGAAAAGUCAGACCUGUGUAUUUGUAUGGGGUCAAGCCUGACUGUGUCGCCGGCUAAUGGUUUUCCAGAGAUUGUUGCGAAAAGAGGGAAACGUCUUGUGAUUGGUAAUCUGCAAAAAACACCUCUGCAUAGCGUAUGUGAUCUAGCAAUUCACGCUUUGUGUGACGUCAUCGCAACGGGAUUAAUGCAACAGUUGGAAAUUCCUAUCCAGAAGUGGAAUUUUAAAAGGUGCGUUCGCCUGUCAAUGAGGCCGUCUGAAAAUGGCGUCAACAUUUCAGUUGCUGGUUUGGAUGUUUUUCAGGAUCUACCGUAUUCACUUUUUAAAAAUAUCGUCUUGAAGAAUAAUUCAAAUGAAUUUAAAAGUAUCUUGACCAAAGAACCGUUCACCGAGCAGAUUCCUGUUAAACUAGCCAAAGGGGAUGUUUCUAUUGAAAUGUUUUAUCAUGGCCAUUACGCUGAAACUCCAGCCGUUAUUACCGCUGAAAUUGUGAAAGAAUCCACAACCCGAGAUUUCUUGAUGGAAUAUGAUUUCGAGGAAAAGAGUUAGACAAUAAAGUGAGUACUUUUUGUCUGGAAAACCUUUUUUGUGAGAAGUAGUAAUGAAUGCGAAACUAGGGCCAUAAGAAAAUUUAAAAAGUUAGUUUUCGAACACUCCUGUCGUUGUUUGAACGAGUUGAUAUUUUACUUGGGAACUCGGAGCUACUGAUCAAAAUGUGUUGCUUAUUAGAAUGUUGAAACUACAAUCUUUUUGAGAAAAUUAGUGGAAUAAAUGUUUAAUUUUGAAGGUCGUACAUACAAGCAAUUAUUAACGGCGUUUUUAUAUAAAACACACGCACUUCGAACUUCACAACUGUUAUUUUACACUUUUUCAAGAAAAUAUUUUAAAUGCACGUGAAGCAAAAAAAGCUAGUUAGUUCAACAAGUUUCAACAAGUUUCAAACGCAACGAAUGCAAAAAUAGCAAAUAUUUCGGGAGAAUAAACUUUCACGAUUUAUAGAAAUCAAAUUUUUCGUGGAAGUAAUCUUUCGUGAUUUUGUCCCCAAAGCAAUCUUCCUUUAAAAUUCCAUUAGAAUCGUUUCUUUCUUGGAUUCGUACUUGCACCUUGUUCACGAAGUUUUUGCGCAUGUGCACUAUGGCAAAAGUAGUUAAUUUUUUAAGUGCGCACGAGCUAACAAAAAUACUCAUGUGCUUUUUGCGCUGCAGCGGAGAAUGCAGUCAAAUGAAAACGAGCCUUAGCUUUAAAUCUUAGCAAACGAUAAUGCAAACAUAGAAUGCUAGACAAAAUUUUCGUACGUCUUUACAAUCAAUCUCAACUCCAAAUCAUCUACAAAUUCAAAGUCUGGGUUUUAAGUUGGGGUGAAUGGUAUAUUUGAUUUUUUUAUGCACAAAUAUUUAUAGCUUAUUUUAUCACAUUUUAUAUUUCAUUUAAAAAAAACUGUUUUUACUGUUUUCUUCUUUGCAGAGUUAUACGUAAAACUAGCCCGGAGACCCAGCGUAAUUUUUCUUACCACCGGAAAUCGGAGUAGUUAAGGUGAGAAAAAUUACGCGAGUGGUGUCACUCCCC
This is a messenger RNA of Hydractinia symbiolongicarpus, 2109 nucleotides long. RefSeq lists its product as uncharacterized. Gene Ontology annotation, molecular function: NAD+ binding. NCBI's taxonomy places the organism in Eukaryota, Metazoa, Cnidaria, Hydrozoa, Anthoathecata, Hydractiniidae. The record is from RefSeq and is a predicted model, not a curated record.